Messenger RNA from Drosophila serrata, 1246 nucleotides. Its product is annotated as proteasome subunit alpha type-7-1-like. NCBI's taxonomy places the organism in Eukaryota, Metazoa, Arthropoda, Insecta, Diptera, Drosophilidae. Gene Ontology annotation, biological process: ubiquitin-dependent protein catabolic process. Gene Ontology annotation, cellular component: proteasome core complex; proteasome core complex, alpha-subunit complex. The record is from RefSeq and is a predicted model, not a curated record.
CUUCUCCACUUCAAUAUCCCACGUCAAACAACAUUUUCCAGUUGUCAGAAAGAAAAAAAAGAACAUCAAUUGUCUUGUGAAUUUUCACCAAUUUUCCCUUGGAUUUAAAAAAUGCGUCCUCGCUGCAAUAAACCAGUUACACUCUUCUCGCCCGGCGGUCGUCUACUUCAAGUGGAAUAUGCCCAAAAUGGUGUCCAGAAAGGAUCCACCGCUGUGGGCAUUCGUUGCUAUAAUUGUGUGGUGCUGGCUUUGGAGCAAAAGGAAUUGAUGCCACAGCAGAUGGAGCAUACAACGGAGAGGAUUUUUUCCUUGGAUAAGAACAUGAUAAUGUCCUAUGCCGGCAUAUCGCCCGAUGCCCGUGUCUUGGUGGCCCGCGCACGUGCCAAGUGCCAGAAGCUGCGGGCCCUUAAUGAUGAGGAUCCAGUCAGCGUUAGGCUUAUCACUGAAUAUUUGGCCAACUUGAAGCUAAAGUAUACCCAGGCCCCCGAUUGCCGUCCCUUUGGGGUCUCGUGUCUCAUCGGUGGCUAUGAUGCCAAUGUAAAGGCACGUUUAUAUCAAACUGAUCCGUAUGGGAAUUAUAGUGAAUAUAUUGCCACGGCCAUUGGACGUUCAGCACAAACGGCUCUGGCAUAUUUGGAAAAAGGAUAUGCCACUAGCUUUUUACCCAGCCGCCAUCGGGCCAUCAAGUUGGCCAUUGGUGCACUGCUUUCGGUGAGUCAUCCCGAACGCAGGGAAUUCGAGGUGGUUUUGCUGAAGAGGAACAAUCAGUUGGUGAAGUUGGAACAGGAUGUUAUAGCCGAAUAUGUGGCUAAUAUGGAUGAAUAUAUGGGUUAGAUCACUGGAAAUGCAGGGGGUACAGGAACUGGUGGAGGGAAGUAAGAUUUAAGAAACAUAAACACUUAAUUGCAAUUGGAAGUACUGAAAGUACUGGAAGCACUGGAAGUAAGCGGAAAUAAUGAAAGCGGAAAUAUAAAUGACAUAAACACUUAAAAACAACAAAAACAAUGCAAUUGGAAGUACUAAAAGUACUGGAAGCACUGGAAGUAAGCGGAAAUAAUGAAAGCGGAACUUUCUUUGCACUCAAAAAAUCUUUAAAUUAAUUUAUAAUUCACAUAAACACAAAAAUAACCCAACUGGAAGUACAAAAUAUACUGGAAGCACAGGAAACGGAAGUUAGGUAGCACUUUAAAUUUAUUUAUAAAAUGUUCUGCUCUGUCUAAACUCUCCCUAAAUAUCUUUUGUACUU